This is a messenger RNA of Gambusia affinis (western mosquitofish), 2414 nucleotides long. RefSeq lists its product as uncharacterized. The transcript is spliced from 13 exons. NCBI's taxonomy places the organism in Eukaryota, Metazoa, Chordata, Actinopteri, Cyprinodontiformes, Poeciliidae. The coding region runs from base 22 to 2325 and encodes 767 amino acids. The record is from RefSeq and is a predicted model, not a curated record.
UCAUCGCUGGAGAUCGUCAUCAUGGCCUCUGCAGUGCUGCUCCUUGUUCAGCUGCUGCUGCUCACCUCCCUGGUGUCGGCGGCUCAUCACUGGGGAGGAACCAUGAACUACGCCUACAAAGGCCGGAACCCUGACGGGUCCUUAACGAUUUCUCUCCGAGGCAAAGAUACUUACAAUACUUGUGGAUACUACCACUACUGGAACUGUCAUACUGGCAACUGUGGGUCUGCAACCAGCAGAAAGAUCAUUAACAUCGACUCCAGCACCAACACACCAUCCUACGAAUCCCAGUGGUGUGAAACUGAAAACGCUGAAACAUGGAGAGUCCCCAGUGACAAACCAUUUCUGCUCAGGGCGUCUAGCUGCUGCUGGAUCACGACACGUAACUCAGUGAGUAACUGGAGGUUGGAGUCCCUUGUGGAUUUGGGAACAAGAUCAGACACAGGACAACCAAACAGAUCUCCAGAUAUUGCUGUUCUUCCCUUCAUCAGAAUUCCUCAGAACUGCCCAAGAGCGUACAAGCUGGCUGCCUUCGAUGCUGAUGGUGACAGAGUCGUGUGCAGAUACGGGAAUCUCCCUGGAAUAGAGUGUGACAGAUGUUCUCUCCCCUCAGGCUUCCAUCUAGAUCCGGAUUCUUGCACGUUGCGCUACCAGUACACCACUGCCAACACCUACAUAUUUGGGCUUGAGUUGGUGGUAGAAGACCACCCCCGAAACACCGUUGAUCUGUUCUACUCUGACGGCUCGAGGACUCGCAAGUACCCUCUGUCUGCAAAUCCAACAAGUCCAACAAGUCCACCUACGAGUGCAGUCUCGACCACUCCCUGGUGGGGCUGGUGGCCGACUACCACGACCACGACCGCAGCGACCAGCCCUUGGUGGCGGAUGACCCACCGUCCUGGAUACCUCACCUCUGGCUCUCCCCUCAGCAAAUUACCACUGCAGUUUGCGUUUCUUGUGGACCCGGCGGUCCCAUCAUGCCAGGAGGGACUUUACCUGCCUCAGCUUGUGGCUCCAACACCUGCAGAGGGAGAACGCAUCAUGGCAGAGGUCAACAAAGAGGUGGAGAUCAGAGUCAGAGCUCAGGCCACACGAUCAGCCAUCCAAAGUCUUGUUGUUAGUGGACCAGCGAACAUCACCAAACACAAAGACACGAAUAACGAGUUUGUUUUGAGGUGGACUCCCGUCCUGGAUGACCUGGGGGAAAAUGACCCAAUCUGCUUUGCUGUGGAGUCAGUGAGCGGGUCCUCCGUCUAUCAGUCUCAGACGAGAUGUGUUCUGGUGGAAAUCAGGAAGGAGCAAAUUGAAGCCACAGUGACCUGCAGCGAAUCCACAAUGAAGGUUGAGGUUGACAAAGCUUCCUUCUUUGGACUCCAGGAGGAUCAUCUUCGCCUCAGUGACCCCAGCAACACCAUCUGCAGCCUCCGCAGACACUCCAACAGCACUCACAUCGUCGCCAUCAUCCCCCUCAACGGAUGUGGGACUCAGAUCGAGGAAGACGAUGACUACCUCAUUUUCAAGAACGAGAUCACCACUAAGGAAGACGACCCGAACGAGCUGAUCACCAGGAAGCACCUGGUGGAGGCCCGGUUCUACUGCCAGUACCCCAAACGGGGGAAUGUGACCCUGAGCUUCUCAGCACACAGAAAGAACGUCACGGUGUGGGAGAAAGGCUUCGGCAGGUUCACCUACCAGUUUGAGUUCUACCAGAAUGACCAGUUUGAAGCCAAGUAUGACCCAAACUCUUACCCCCUGGAGUACGACGUUGGAGACAGGAUCUACAUGCAGCUGGACGCCAGCUCCUCCGUCAACAACACCGAGAUGUUUGUGGAGUCCUGCAGAGCUGCACCGUAUGACAACCCCAACUACCAUCCAACCUACUCCAUCAUUGAGAACGGGUGUGGGGUUGACCCGACUGUGCAGACAUAUACACCUUCCAACGACAGACAGUUCCAGUUCAGCGUGGAGGCCUUCAGAUUUAUCGGCCUGCAUGAUCAGGUGUACAUCAGCUGCACAGUCAUGAUGUGUGAAGCAGGAAACCCCAACACCAGGUGCUCAAGGGGAUGCAGCAACUCCACCGGGCACAACGUCCGCAGAAAGAGAGAGGCUGUGAUCGAGAGCGGAAAGCACUUCGUUUCCCAGGGUCCUUUGCGUCUGAAGCGUGAAGCGGACCCCAGAGGGGGCUCAGCUGUCAACCUGAACCUGAACAUGAUGUUUGUGGCUGGAUGUCUCCUUGCUGCUGUUGGGAUGAUCUGCGGCGUGAUCAUCUACAAAACCAAAACCUCCAGGGCCAAAUACCAACCUCUGCCUACACAUGAAAGCUAAAACCUCAACAUCUGCCAGGCUGCUUGGAUAAUCUGAACAUGGGAUUCUGGAUGUUUCUGAACUAUUCAUUAAAUCUUUUUCAUUUCUAA